Messenger RNA from Hippoglossus stenolepis (Pacific halibut), 2239 nucleotides. It is a transcript of the gene b3gnt7l, whose product is annotated as UDP-GlcNAc:betaGal beta-1,3-N-acetylglucosaminyltransferase 7, like. The transcript has a single exon. The coding region runs from base 270 to 1505 and encodes 411 amino acids. Lineage: Eukaryota; Metazoa; Chordata; Actinopteri; Pleuronectiformes; Pleuronectidae. Gene Ontology annotation, molecular function: hexosyltransferase activity. The record is from RefSeq and is a predicted model, not a curated record. Gene Ontology annotation, cellular component: membrane.
GCAGCUCACUUCAGUCACUCACUGAGAACCUGCCCGGGGACACGCACCAGGAGGAGAGGCGAUGUGUUACUCCGCAGCGCGGGGACAUGGGCAGCAGGGGCCCCGGGGCCACUCCAGUGUCAGCGCUCUCACGUAGCGGAGGACACACCUUGCGGUGUCCACCUGAGAAGGGGCAGCGGCGGUGGUGGACUCCCCUCGGACACACUGCUGUGAAACACUAUGAAGGGUCCCGCUUGUGAAGGUCUCUGCGGGGCGCAGCGCUGACAGCCAUGGAUCACCUUUUCCGGAGGAAGCGUCUCGGUCUGCUGAAGCCGCUGCUGAGCCUCUCUCUGGUCUUUGCGUCUUUUCUGAUGAUCCACAAGCUGAAGCUGGCGGAGAAGGACGGGCUGGGGGUUAAACACUCAAGGGACGCAGACUGGUGCGGCUCCGGUUGCUUCUCAUUCAAGAAGGGAGACGUGAAAAGUGCAGUGGGGAGCUCGGACGCCCCGGUGCUCCACAACGAGCUGGACGCGCAGCGGGUUUUAAACGGAACUCCUGCGUCCUGGGACGCACAGGUUCUCAACUGCAGCGAGGACGCAUCCGUGAAGAAGCAGGACUGGUUCCGGCGCCUGGACCCGAGAUUCCACCAGUUUGUGCUGCACAGACACUGCAGGUACUUCCCCAUGCUCAUCAACCACCCGGAGAAAUGCGCGGACGGAGACGUGCACCUCCUCAUGGUGGUCAAGUCCGUUAUAGAGCAGCACGACCGGCGGGAGGCCGUGCGUAAAACCUGGGGCAAGGAGCAAACCAUCGACGGGAAGAAAAUCAAAACUUUGUUUCUUUUGGGGAGUCCCACGACCGGCAAGGACACCAAGAACCUCCAGAAACUGAUCGAGUACGAGGACCGGAUCUACGGGGACAUCCUGCAGUGGGAUUUCAUGGACACCUUCUUCAACCUGACCCUGAAGGAGGUCAACUUCCUCAAAUGGUUCGGCAUCUACUGCUCCGGCGUCCAGUUCAUAUUCAAGGGGGAUGACGAUGUCUUCGUGAACACGCACAACCUGCUGGAGCUGAUCGGCUUCAGGGUGGAGGAGCGCAAAGAGGCCGACCUGUUCGUCGGGGACACCAUCUCCAAGGCGAUCCCCAUCCGGAACAGGCAGAGCAAGUACUACAUCCCCAAAGAGCUGUACGAUAAGCCGUACCCGCCUUAUGUGGGCGGCGGGGGGUUCCUGAUGUCCUCCGCGCUGGCCAGGAGGCUCUUCGUGGUCUCGGAGGCCCAGGAGUUGUACCCCAUCGAUGACGUGUUUUUGGGCAUGUGCCUGCAGAAGCUCCGCUUGGCGCCGCAGAUGCACCCGGGCUUCAGGACCUUCGGCAUCACCCGGCGCAGGGUGAGCCCCAUGAACAGCGAGCCUUGCUUUUACAAAAACCUCAUAGUGGUGCACAAGCUGAGCGCGGUGGAGCUGCUGAAGAUGUGGAGCGUGGUGCACACGGAGGACCUGGUGUGCGCGCAACGGACCUCCGUGUGACUGUCAGGUUAAAUCAACGCAAGCAUAUAAAAGGACCAAAGCUGAACUGAAUAUGUACUUUAUAUGUUGCAUCGUGUGGUCUUCACACAUGACGAUCCUUACACAUUUCAAUGAAUGGAAUUGGGCGGGUUGUCACCAGGCAAACAACUACAUCUAUAUAAAAUGAAUCCAGUGGUUGUGCAGGGUGGAUUUCCUCUCCACCACCCUAUGUCUUGCUACUGGGAUUUUUACAUGUUGGGAAACCACUACCACACAGUGUCCAAACAGUACAGGAAGGCCUCUAUAGGUUUCUGAUUCUCUGUGCCAUCUCGAAGUGGAGUCUCCUGGUUCCAGUGUCUUAAACCUGACCUCCAGUGUCCUCCCAGAGGCAUUGCCAUGAAAUAAAAGACCCGACUCAAGAGAAACACUUGUUUCAGUUUAUUGUGAUUUUUGUGACUUCAGGAUGUCCAAGAUGAACUGCUCGGACUCACAGCACGGUUCAAACCAGCUCAUUCAUAGCUGAGUGAUUGUCUUUAGAGGGUAUAUUUGAAAUUGUAAAAAAAAAAAUCUAAAUGAUCUGAAUUUAAGUUAAUAUAUUGUUUUAUUUCACCUGUUUUUUUUGGCAAGUGUUGAUUAACUUGUGUUUGAUUUUCAGAGACAGGCCAAAAGAAAACCCCAAAGAAACUGGUCUGUAAAACUGUGGAUUUCUGUAUGAUAGUGUAAAUAAAGCUGGAUCUCUCUGUCAAAUUUAUAAA